CCACCUCCCCGCGUUUCCCAGCGCUUCCCCGAGUAUUCCUCCUCCCGCAAUAGACCCUGACUCGAAGCGGCGCUGGAUUUGGUCGACGAUCCAUGCCCGAAGUGGUGGCAAGCUAAUCUUACAUAAACCCUGGAUCCAGUUUCACGUCACGAUUCCCCGUGGAUCGGCCUUCAGCUCGCCAACGCCGGGAGCUUGUUCAAACGUCUGUUUCGGCCUCGGUUUCGGCUUGUAAUGAAGCAUCAUGUGCCAUGUCCAUCAGGCCGCUCCCAGAGGAUGUCGUUGGCAAAAUCAGAUCCUCGUCGACCAUCACGUCGCUGAACGGCGUUGUCUGCGGCCUGCUCAAGAAUUCGCUUGAUGCUGGCGCCACCAAUGUCAAUGUCUACGUCGAGCAUGGCCGAGGAAACUGUACCGUAGAAGACAAUGGACUGGGCAUUGUCCCGGCAGAUUUUGCAGAGAAUGGAGGCCUUGGAAAAUCUUUUUAUUCAUCCAAAUUUCCCGCCCAGCAAGGACUGCAUGGCAGGCAGGGAACGUUUUUGGCCUCUUUGAGCACUUUGUCUCUACUUACGGUGACGUCUCACCAUCAAGGCCAUAACUCCCAUAACUUGCUGUCGAUUCACCACGGCAAACUCUUAAAGAGACAGACACAAUCCUCUAUUGGAGAGAGAUUCGAUGUAUUUGACCAUGGCACGCGAGUUGCGGUUAAUGACUUAUUUGGCUCGCUUCCUGUUCGCGUUAAACAUCGUGCCACUCUCUUCGCAGAUCGACCGAGGCUUGACAAGGAAUGGGGACGCCUAGUUCUCGAUGUGGUUGGGCUAUUGGUGGCGUGGACUUCCGGAGUUACUGUGUUCUUGUGUGAUAUCAAGGGACAGCGCGAGCUGCGUCUAAAGCCACCAGAAAAUGCGAGUAUGGUUCCCAGAGCACUACGAUACUUUGUACAAGCCUCGCUGGCAGAUUCUGGUGAAAUGGACUCGUGGGUGCCAGUAUCAGCGACUGCCGGCCAUGUUGCUAUCAAAGGCUGCAUUUCUCUGACUCCGGUGGCAACACGCCGAUCUCAGUUUAUGAGCAUAGGCAUAUUACCCAUCUCAAACGAGUAUGGGAAUAAUGUCCUUUACGAAGAAGUAAACAAAUUGUUCAAGAGUUCAGAUUUUGGGAUAGAUGAGGGCAAAGUAGGAGAGAAUGGUGACCGUGCUGGCCCAAUUUCUCAGAAGAAGAGCAAGGGAGCAGACCAGUGGCCUAUUUUCUACUUGCGAAUCACACUCAAGGGGGGCGAAGAUGUCUUUGAUAUGGACAACAUCUCUAACCCCUCGCACGGAGACCUUCAGAAGAUCAUCGAUUUGCUGAGAGCCAUGACUUAUAGCUUUCUGAAGAAGCACUACUUGCGCCCACAAAAGGUUCAGCUAUCUUCAGACAAGUCUGUGUUUUCGACAGCGCCACAUCGCAGCACUAAAACGUCAAAAAGACACAAGCACCCAUCAUCACAGGCUUCAAUACCCCCAUCUUCACAAGAUUUACUGCCAGAUUCCUCCUCAUCCCUGUCAGACAGCCCUUUUGACGGCUGGAAUAGGAUGAAGAUUGGCCCACGAAUGGAAACUAAGCCAGCAGAGAAAGCGACGCGGCGUGAACCUACUCCAGCUCCCCCCAGUACCAUUACAGCAGAGAGACUAGUUGGAGAAGGUGGAAAGCUGCUCCGCAAACCCUUUCAGAUCCCAGAAUCGUCUGGUCCUGAAGCAGAGAGCAUGAAUGCCAGUGAAACUGAUGCUGGGAACGUCUGCGAAUUGGGCUCUCUUUUGCUUGCUGAGCGUCCAAAGAGAACACCCGAAUGGCUGCAAGAUGUGCUCAAGUCGUGGCGCAAUCCAGUCUUUGAGCCCACCCAGCCGCUUAUACCACGUAUCAACGAUGACGCGCCGGCACCAAUGCGUGAGACAACGCUGGUUCAUGGCUUACAUCGAUGUCGAACAGAUGUCAAUGGAGGAGUCAAAUUCGAAGCUGCAUCCAUAGGCAUAGAAGGGCGUGUGUCACGAUCAGCUCUAGAAGGAGCAGAAGUCAUUGCACAAGUCGACAAGAAGUUCAUUAUGCUGAAACUCCCGCUUCAAGACAUGAAAGAUGCUCCAAAACCAGGCAGCUCUUGCGCCCUGGUGAUGCUGGACCAACAUGCUGCUGAUGAGAGAUGCCGUCUAGAAGAUCUCAUGACGGAGUAUUUCAGAGAAGACCCUUCUAGUGGGAUUCUCAGAGCAGUCGUCGAGUCUCUGGAGCAACCGCUUAUAUUUGAAACUUUGGAGCGCGAAAAUGGACUGCUACAGCGGUAUCAGGAGCACCUCGAGGCAUGGGGCAUCAUGUACAAGACUGCCCAACAAGCGGCGGUAUACACUGUUACGGCGACGGCUCUGCCUCCGAGUAUCUUGGAACGCUGUCGCGGCGAGCCGCGGCUUUUGGUGGAUUUGAUACGCAAAGAGAUAUGGAAGCUUCACGACGAAGGCAUCAUUCCUCCACGGCCGCGCAGUGCUGGAAAGGGCACGUUGAAUCAAGCUUUAAUGGCGCACUUUCAUGGCUGUCCGAGAGGGAUCCUCGAGAUGUUGCAUUCGAGGGCCUGUGCCAUCAUGUUCAAUGAUGUUUUAUCGGCUGGAGAGUGCGAGCAUCUCGUGCGACGGCUUGCGCGAUGCGCGUUCCCUUUCCAAUGCGCGCAUGGACGACCGAGUUUGGUGCCAUUGGUGGAUUUGGGAUCGGCGUGUCGCAUUCGAGCGUGGGAUGAGAAUGGGGAUGCUGGGAAAGAUUUGAAAGUGUGGAAGAGAUGGAUCGACGCAUAGCAUAAGAGGAGCGUGUAAUGAAGCUUGCAUGAAAGUACGCAUGUCACGCAGUAUAACACCGGCGCAGGUUUUGCUACUGGAUACUAUAUGAUUUAUCAUGAUGUAUACGUAUAUAUAUAUUUAUAUAUGUAUGUAUAAUAGUACACAGUAUAUCGUAUCCGAUGUGGAAACAGGAGGAAAACAGCCUUUGAAACUCCCCAUGGCCUCACACGACGUGUUUUCGACAUGAACUCAUUAAACAAGACUGGUAUCCAACUAUGUACAGGCAACAGCUCACACCCCUAGUAUCUGCAGUUGAACAGCUGAGGAAAAAAAUCAAAACCCGCCCAUGAUGAAAAACAAACAAAAACGCCUGCGAUGCUCGUUUCGCUUUUUGAUCCAAUGAAAAACGUGAUGUGUCGAGAGAAUAUACCAAGCAUUAAAGAGGAGGGGAAAAAAGGUAUAUGCGUAUAAUGGGGGGAAAAAAAAGGAAGCCAUGUUUUGUCGUAGAAAAAUGAAAUGCGCGAGACUUCCAAGAGUUUCGUGGUUCUCUUACUCAGUCUUCUCAUUCUUCUUGGCUUCUUCUUCUUUUUUCCUGGCCUCCUCUUCUUCUUUGCGCUGCUUGACUUCUUCGUCAGACAUUUGGACCCAUUCGCUAAUGUCGUGGUUCCAGCGGUGACUGCAAAGUAAUAUGUCAGCAUAUAAUUCCGCCAGAGGAAAAUCAAACAAAAUAACGUCAAUUGAUAAAAAAGGCGGAAAAAAAAAAGAGAGAAUUGAAAGAAAGUGCAGCCUAAAUGGGGCUGUGCUGGUGCUGGAGCAGAUCCAGAUCGUAGUUUGGCUGCAGGGCUGCAAUGCCAAGACUUCAGCCUCCCUCGAAAAUGACGACAGCGCUUUUUGUUAAGGAGAAGCGGGCAGAGGAGUAAAAAAAAAAAAGGGUCGCUUUCCCCUUCAACUCCGAAUAACCAAGUGACGAUUCACCCAAGCAAGACAUUUAUUUGAUCCCUCGAUGAAAUGCGAAAAGAAAGAACGAGGCACUAGGGGGAUAAAAAGAAAAAAAAAGGUAAAAUAAUGGCAAUCGCUUACUUUUGAAACUCCUCGACAACCAAGCUCUUGUCGCCGUACUCGUCGCGCAGAAUCUGCUCAAAGUUGUACGG
Messenger RNA from Trichoderma atroviride IMI 206040, 3937 nucleotides. The record is from RefSeq and is a predicted model, not a curated record. NCBI's taxonomy places the organism in Eukaryota, Fungi, Ascomycota, Sordariomycetes, Hypocreales, Hypocreaceae.